Messenger RNA from Cyprinodon tularosa, 2168 nucleotides. It is a transcript of the gene ankrd13a, whose product is annotated as ankyrin repeat domain 13A. The coding region runs from base 296 to 2083 and encodes 595 amino acids. The record is from RefSeq and is a predicted model, not a curated record. The transcript is spliced from 15 exons. Lineage: Eukaryota; Metazoa; Chordata; Actinopteri; Cyprinodontiformes; Cyprinodontidae. Gene Ontology annotation, molecular function: protein binding. Gene Ontology annotation, cellular component: cytoplasm.
UUGAUUUGUUUGAUAUAGUUAGCAUUGUGGCUGUUUCUCUGUGUAGGACCCCCCUGCUGCUGGUAGUGGGUACUGCUCAGGGCACUUCCUUGUUCAAAAGUUUUAUUUAGAGGAAGGCUUGGGGGCAGAAGUUGGACACUUGACUGGGUGUUAUUAUUAUUCUUGCUGUCAGCGGUAGAGCGAUGGAGUUACGGCGCAUAUUUUCCUUUAAUUAGCGUGUAGCCACCACCGCCGCUUGGUUAAUGGAUGAAAUAAUCACAGGCUUACAGCAGUGAAAGGCUCCAGAAAGAGGAAGAUGUCCACGGCUAGCAUUAGCGAAGACAUCCGAGGGAAGUUUCCCCUUCAUGCCGCAGUUUGGGAGAACGACUACAGGAAACUGGAACAACAAAUACGAUCACAGCAGGAUGACAUCGAGGCUGUUGACCCCAGGGGUCGGACACCUUUGCACCUGGCUGUGUCACUUGGACACCUGGAGUUAGUCCGAGUUCUCUUGAGACACGGUGCUUCGGUGACUAAAGAAAAUGCCAAGAAUUGGACAGUGCUGCAGGAGGCCGUCAGCACUGGAGACCCUGAGAUGGUUCAGUUAGUGCUUCAGCGUAGAGACUACCUCAAAGCCUCCACUGCUCUGGGAGGAGUGCCUGAGCUGCUUUUGAAGAUCAAGGAGUCUCCAGAUUUCUAUAUGGAAAUGAAGUGGGAAUUCACCAGCUGGAUCCCUCUUCUGUCCCGGAUAUGUCCAAGUGACGUUUGCCGCAUUUGGAAAAGCGGUGCCUGCCUGCGAGUGGACGCUACCCUUCUGGGGUUCGACAAUAUGACCUGGAUCAGAGGGCGUAGGAGUUACAUCUUCAAAGGAGAUGAUUCCCAUGCCGAGCUGAUGGAGGUCAACCAUGAUGAUGGGGUAGUUGACACAGAACGCUUCAACAUAUCCCAAGAAAUUGAAGACGUCACUUUAGAGUCAAUGCAGCCAGCAGAACAGGAAGUUGCCAAAAGGUUGACAACCCCUAUUGUCAACACCUACUUAGACACAAAGGAUAUAGCUUUUGAAAGAUGCAAAUCUGGGAUUUUGGGCUGGAGAACUGACAAAACAGAAGUGGUUAAUGGAUUUGAAGCAAAGGUUUUUAGUGUGAACAAUGUAAAUGUGGUCAUCAGAACGAGGACAGAGCAUUUAACUGAUGAAGAGAAAGCCAGGAUUAAAAGUGAAAGGAAUGUUUUGGAGUCUUUGCUGGGAACCGUGGAGCAGCACAUAAGUGCUCAGGGGAACUUGACUCUGGAGUACGCCACAGCCACCAACCCCACCGCAAUCACUCCAGAGGAAUAUUUCAAUCCCGACUUCGACCUGGGUAACAGAGACAUCGGCCGUCCCAUUGAACUGACUAUUCGAACGCAAAAGUUCAAAGGGACACUGUGGAUGAGUGAGGAGCAUCCUCUGUCUCUGGUGGAGCAGGUGACCCCCAUCAUUGACCUCAUGGCUCGAACCAGUUCCCAUUUUGCACGAUUAAGAGACUUUGUAACCCUGAAGUUCCCCCCCGGAUUUCCGGUUAAAAUAGAGAUUCCCCUGUUUCAUGUGCUGAAUGCCAGGAUUACCUUUGGCAACGUGAACAAAUGUUGCACCGAAGAGGAGGCAGCAGCCACGCCGUCCUCGGAAGAAUGUGAAGCAGCCACCGCUCCAACUCCAUUCCAGGUCUCUCCCUCUGUGUUUGAGGUACCUCCCAACUAUCUCCGGAGAGGGGGCAGCCGCCAUACGCCCAUAUCCAACAAUGACGACGAGCUUCUGCAGUAUGCCAUCCAUCAGAGCCUCCUCGACUCUCAGAGAGGCUCAGGCCAGGAGGAGAGCUGGAGUGAUGCUAAUGGGGGAUUUCCAAAUGCAAUGACUGGCAGCCAGAGUGAUGGUAUCCCAGAGGGGGUGCUGGUGGAGUUUGGAGACAGCGUCAGCCCGGCUAGCUCUCCCUCUGCUUCCAGCCAAGACUCAGAGCUCCGCCUGGCCAUGGAGCUCUCUGCUCGAGCUCAAGAAGAGGAGGAGAAGAUGAGGCAACAGGAGGAAGAGGAGCUGGAACGGAUAUUGCAGCUGUCACUCACUGAGAAGUGAAAAGAAAAAAAAAAAAGAGGGAAUUUUAAGCAACCACCACACCUCAGUCUUCCCUUCCUAACCUUUCUAACUCCACCUAUGCAAA